Molecule: messenger RNA, 3087 nt
Organism: Linderina pennispora
Lineage: Eukaryota; Fungi; Kickxellomycota; Kickxellomycetes; Kickxellales; Kickxellaceae
Exons: 1
Coding region: 209-2848 (879 amino acids)
Biological process (GO): vesicle-mediated transport
Cellular component (GO): intracellular membrane-bounded organelle; Mon1-Ccz1 complex
Source: RefSeq, a predicted model, not a curated record
AGGGUCCGACAGGUGAGGCUAAAUAUAGUCACCCGAGGACAGCCAGGCAACAACACAGCUCGGAUUUUCCCAAAUCAGAUCAGCGGCCUUUGUGGGCAUACAGGCGUGAUGUAGACGCUUUCCAGCUACAAACAGACCGCCUCCGGCUUUUCUUUCACAUUUCUUGGCCUUCUUUGCAAUUCAAGUUCUUUGUGCGAAAGCAUUGGCAAUGACGACAGUAUAUCCGCCGGCAUUGUCGCACUUUGCUGUAUUCUGUCCCGCGCUGGGCGCAACCGAGGACUCCACACAUGAGCAGCUCCUGUUUUAUGCCGCCGCUACGCUCCCUGCAUUCUACCCAUACUCGGCCAACGACUACUACUCGCGGACCGCACACCUUCGGCGACGGUCAUCGGGAAGCGGCACUGUGAAAUCGCACAGCCCAGGGCGUGCACAUGCCAGCACCACUGAGCCCCACGGGAACCGUGAGCGCGUAGUGUCGCUGGAUACGAAGCUGCGGGAGAUCGGGCUAGCAUCAGCACUGGUUAUGUUUGCAGACACAUUUUCGCCCAGCAACCAGUUUCACGUUGUGCAUUCGGAAAAGCGGCGGACUGUUAUCUUCACGCCUGAAGAAGGGGUCAUCGUCCACCUGUCGAUAGUUUUGCCACGCAAAGUCACUCCGUUUGGCAAGGAGAAGGAUGCGUAUUCCGUUGAAUUCCUCGAUAGCGAGCUCGAUGACCGUGCGAUUCAACCGUGGCUCGAAGCAGAAUACCAGGCGUUCCGAUUGCUGUUUGGCCCAGUUGGUAGAGCUCUGCGAGGAGGGAGACAGAAAGUCAUUCGCCAGCUGGACUCGUUCUUUGGGCGAACCGUGUGGGGCUGGGAUAGGCGGUGGGACAGAAAACAUGGCGAUGAGCUGGAUCUCCUGCAUUCACUGUCUCCGUUGCCACAGCUUCCAGUCGGCCCAAUCAGCCUGGGUGGGUUCGACGAGCUGUGGCAAGAUAUGUCGUCAAUCGGCGACGAGGACGCAGUUGUUAAUGACGUGGUCGUGCUUUGGCACGGGAACGAGGUGGUAUGGAGCAGCUUCAAAUCACACAAGGUGCUUCGUGCGAUAGUUGCCUGGUCCCGUGUCGUUUAUGUGCCUGCAUUUGCACACGCAACCGAAGCAAAAUACAAGAGCCAUGCAGCACCGCCCCACCGAGCUCUCGGUGUUGCUAAGCCUAGCACAGCGCGCCAGAGCUCUUGGGGCAGUAGCUGGUUGUUUGGAUGGGGCAAGCAACAGCAGCAGCAGCAGCCACAGCCACAGCCCCCAUCGCAACAGCAGCAGCAGCAGCAGUCGGCGCUCAGACAAGAAAGCACCGGGACGGAAAGCAGAGGCAGUACAGGCAGCGAGUCAGAGAUAGAGGUCGGCAAUGGCGGAUUCUCGCAGGUGCUGUCGCGCGCUGUCGACAUGUUAGUAGAGCCACGGCCGCCAACGCCGCCAGAAGUGGACCCUGUGUUUCUGUCUGGCGAGCCUGUGCCCGAGCAAUUCCACGUGCCUAAUGACGGCCUGGACUCUGAUGCCGAGUCUAUUCACUCUAUCAGGUCGAUGGCGUCUGUGCGCACCACCGCCACUGUUGCGCUGUCUCGCCAGUCAGUGUCGGCGACGAUCGGCAGGGCCAGGGCCAACACACACAUGAACUUUGGGGUGCCUUUGCGUGCCAGGAGCCACUCACGUGCAGCCUCGAUUCUGUCCAACUCGAGUGUAGUCACCACCGAUACAAUGCAGCUGCGUGACGACACACGCGUAUCAUCGAGAAGCAGCUGGUGGAAUUGGGGGUCUAGCGAAUCACCGAGGCUGCCAUCGAUCCACAGCAACGGUGUGUCUGAGUCUGAGCCCUCGGGAACCGACCCUGCGUCGACGUUCUUGUUCACUGGCACGUCGGCGUUUCCCGGACUACCGCAGGUAGGAAAGGAGCCUGAAAACAAUGAGCGCCCCGAGCACAUUCUUGCAGAUGACCUAGAUGCUGAGGGUGCGAGCAAGGGGGAGACUAUCAGCAGGCUUGAAGAGGCGAUGGAAGAGGGCAUUCCCGAGGUAUAUGAGCACGGAAUAGAUGUCGACGUGAGCCGUGGUGUAGUACUGGCCCCCCGUGCCAUUCCCGGCAUGCAAUACGACACACGGCUCGUCAAGCUAAUGUACCAGGCUACCGAGGGCGCCGCAACUUCUCCUGUGCCAGCUGAAAUGCCCCUAUGUGUGGGGGACGCUGUGGCUCGGCAUUUUGUGUACCGCUUUGGCGAUCUCCUGUUUGUUGUUUUUGGACGCCCUGCCGAAUCCAACGAAGAAGAGGAAGCUGUUGGGCGAGCUGGCCGGAGACGCGGCCGUCGCAACGGCGGCAUGCGCCGCGAGACAUUCGAUUCUGUCAAAUUCAGCUCUCACGACUGCCAGCAGAUCGAAAAUGCCAUCCUGCGCUACGCAGAGAGCCUCCAGUCAGCCACACAACGCGACCAUUCCGACAUAUCCGCGAAGCGCCGCACGGCCAUCCAGCAGGCCAAAGUCCGCAGGAUCCCCCCUUAUAUCCAUAUGGACAAGACAGACCAGCUGGCGCGCACGAACUGGAGGCACGACGGUCCUCUGCCAAUGAACCAAAGUUUUGCCGGCUACGUUUCUGACGAUGUGCGCAGCAGCGGCAAUGGGCUGGCAUCGAAUGUCAGGCGGGCAAUUUCGGUCGUGCAGGGUGAGCAGCGUGGUGGGGCGGUGGUGUGUGCCCGCAUGCAGGACAAGGGGUGGGUUGCAGGUAUGGAUCGGUGCCAAUUCGAAUGUGUGUGUGUCGUUGACCAGCCCAAGGCGACACUGGCGGAUGCCCAAACAUUUCUGAGUAAAGUUGCCAGUUUAUGAGUGACCGUUUCUUACUGUAUAUUAUAACUGGAAUGUCUAUGAGGCGGGAAAACCUGACUUUUUGGUUGUGGUGACAGGCAUCUUUUGAACAGGCUGUUUGCAGAGUCUGCCGACGAAUCAGUUUGCCAUCUCUUCCGCGUCAAUUGGCCCCAGUGGCCGUGGUGGAUAUGGGUAGUCGUGUCCGCCAACGUCUUGCCGAUAGCUGAGCUGCCUUUUCAUUGUACCAAUAGGUGGAGGCG